ACUACUUCUGGCUGUGCUGGUGGCUCCUUCCCCUCGGCCCUCCUCUAUGUGCGUUGUUUUGGCAAAUUGCCUUUGCCUGCUCUCUUUCUCCGUCACAACAUCAAUACGCUUUUAUACCCACAACUCGUCCACAAACAACGAUAGACAUUCUUACGCUGUGUGUCACACAACGCACGAUUCUAUCCCCGCCAUUUGCCAACAUCCAAUGAUAGACAUUUUUCGGCGCUGUCCGACAAGCCGCACAAAAUCCCUUAAACAAGCUUCCUGCAAUGGCAACCCUUCCUUCAGAUAUCUGCAUAGAAAUAUUUCGCCUCCUCGCUAUCCGAGAGGCUCACGACGGAUUUCAGCAACCAUUGCUGCUCACUAAGCUUCAACCAGAACUAGCCUCUCUACUUCAUCCUGCACAUUAUGCCGAUGUCCUCGCUGGCUACCACCGAGCUGAUAUCCCUAUAACUGUUGGUAACCUCGCUGCAUUCAAUGCUUUGUACCGUCCGUAUAAAUGGGUUCAUGGGAUCAUAUUGAUUUUCGAAGGUCAGUCUUUUGUAGGAUCUGGCUUCAAGCUCAAGUACCGGAACGACCUCGAGCGAAUCGCCCUCGAUGUGUUAAGAUGCGAUAAAUUGGAGGAUUGCGGGAGUCUCACGAAAGCAUUACUCGACGCGUCGAGACGCGGGGCUUCCAUAGUUUACGGAGAAGAACGAAAUGCAACCGUCGGUAGAGUAUCUGUUCUCGUGAAUCCAACAGCGCACAUCGAGAGGGACAUUAUUCGGGAGAUCCAGCGUUUAUUGGGCUGUGAAGGCAAGGUAUCAAAUAUCGGCCCUGAAUUGAAAAGGAUCGUGUGGAUCGGGGGGGACGGGGGUGCUGUGGCUAUGUGGAAAUAUGCUAUGGAGCAGCUAGGCUUCUAGAAGGACAACACAGUCGAAUCCAGAAGUCCGAAUGGAAGUGUUAACCAAUGAUUAGUAUCACGUGACAUAAAUAUUUCUCAAAGAUGUUUAUUGAAGUUUGA
This is a messenger RNA of Mollisia scopiformis, 1003 nucleotides long. RefSeq lists its product as uncharacterized. The record is from RefSeq and is a predicted model, not a curated record. The transcript has a single exon. Lineage: Eukaryota; Fungi; Ascomycota; Leotiomycetes; Helotiales; Mollisiaceae. The coding region runs from base 270 to 902 and encodes 210 amino acids.